Phytophthora infestans T30-4 is the source of this 831-nucleotide messenger RNA. RefSeq lists its product as uncharacterized. The record is from RefSeq and is a predicted model, not a curated record. The transcript is spliced from 2 exons. NCBI's taxonomy places the organism in Eukaryota, Oomycota, Peronosporomycetes, Peronosporales, Peronosporaceae. The coding region runs from base 1 to 831 and encodes 276 amino acids.
AUGACGAAGAAUCACGCGCGAACGUAUCCAACCACAGGCUACAAAUGGCGAUUGCACACGUAUCAGCGCAAGCACAAGAUAUCGCUGAGUGUCAGCUACAGCUUCACACUAGCCAGCAGCUUCAAGCUCAGCAGCAGCAGUACACCGAGUCCCGUGUUCAACAAGCACGCGAUGAAGCCGAACAAAGAACCCUGGCGCUGGCUGAAAAAUAUUCGCUCAACUCAAAUAGACCCGACUGCUAUCGAGCAGCACGUAAACACACAGCUACAGUCCGCAAUUGCUGCAGCUAACGACGUCGCUCAGGCCCAAGCACGAGCUACCGUCGAAGCUCAUGCUGUACACCAAGCACAUGUAGCUGACGUCCGUAUGACGGAGACAAUCCAGCGUCUUCAAGAACAGCUUUACGCCAGCAUGGAGCAGUGCGUACAGGACGUUCUAAAAGCUCAUGUAGAACAAGUGAGUGCAGAAAUCCGACUCACAGUGGCAGCACAAUGUCGGGAAAUCCUAAAAGGUGUUGAAGAACAGAUUAACGCUAUUAAGAAGGAUACUACAACAGUGAUGGAGCAGACAAAAACUGCUGCGGAAAAGAAAGCCAAGUCGAUUGUUCGACGACACUACGCAGAGGAAAACGCAGCUCACGAGAAAAUAGAAGCGAAACUAUUGCAAUCAUUCGAAGAUUACAAGCAAACGACUGUAGCUACUGCUCUAUUGCGUGUAGAUGAACUUCUUCGAGCAUUCGUUUCCCAGCAAACUGUUAAGGUGAUCGACGUCAAAAGUCAAGUUGUUGCGCAGCAUGGAAGUAGCGCGAUGCGCAGGAACUACACAAACUAA